Molecule: messenger RNA, 1662 nt
Organism: Thlaspi arvense
Lineage: Eukaryota; Viridiplantae; Streptophyta; Magnoliopsida; Brassicales; Brassicaceae
Source: the annotation of a GenBank genome assembly
AUGAAAGGAGGAACAACGAGCUGGAUGAUGUCAGUACGGAGGAGCGGGUACAAGGCGGUCGUUGACGGAGUUAGGGGACGGCGGCGAAGAGAGGACGACAUGGUUGAGAUCCGCAAAGCCAAGCGAGAGGAGAGCUUGCUUAAGAAGCGCCGCGAGGCUCUUUCUCAUUCUCCCUCCGCCGUUUCUCUUGACCAGAAGGUCGGUUUGCAUUUUAACCUUUUAGUUUGUAUGUUUGAUUGGUUACAGUUGAUAAACCGUAUUUGGUCUGACAAGAGGGAUCAGUUGAUUGACGCUACUACUCAAAUCAGAACGAUACUUUGUGGUGAAAUGUUUAAUGUACGCGUUGAAGAAGUAAUACAGGCGGGUCUGGUUCCACGAUUUGUGGAGUUCCUUACGUGGGAUGACUUUCCCCAGCUUCAGUUUGAAGCGGCUUGGGCUUUAACAAAUAUUGCAUCUGGAACAUCUGAGAACACUGAAGUGGUGAUUGAUCAUGGAGCUGUUGCAAUACUAGUGAGACUUAUCAGCUCGCCAUACGAUGGGGUCCGUGAGCAGGUUGUCUGGGCAUUAGGAAAUAUUUCUGGAGACUCUCCUAGAUGCCGCGAUAUAGUCCUUGGACAUGGAGCUCUACCUUCUCUGCUGUUGCAGUUAAAUCCUGAAGGCAAACCUUCUAUGCUUGUAAACGCCGUUUGGACUUUGUCUAAUUUUUGCAGAGGAAAGCCUCAGCCUCCAUUUGAUCAGGUGAGUGCUGCAUUACCAGCUCUUGCACAUCUCAUUCGGUUAGAUGACAAGGAACUCUUGGCUUACACGUGCUGGGCGCUGGUGUAUCUCUCUGAUGGUUCAAAUGAAAAAAUACAAGCCGUGAUUGAAGCCAAUGUUUGUGCUCGACUUAUUGGUCUUUCGGUCCAUCGUUCGCAUUCAGUUGUCAUUCCCGCUCUUCGCACCAUUGGCAAUAUUGUAACCGGAAAUGAUAGCCAAACUCAGCAUAUAAUUGAUCUUCAAGCGCUCCCAUGCUUGUUAACUCUUCUAAGGGGAUCCUAUAACAAGACCAUCAGGAAGGAAGCUUGUUGGGCAGUCUCUAAUAUCACAGCUGGUUGUCAAUCACAGAUUCAGGCUGUAUUUGAUGCUGAUAUCUGUCCUGAACUUUUUAAUCUGCUCCAAAACUCUGAGUUCGAUGUCAAGAAUGAAGCUGCUUGGGCCAUCUGCAACGCUAUAGCCGGAGGCUCUUACAAACAAAUCCUGUUUCUUGUGAAGCAAAACUGCAUAAAACCUUUGUGCGAUAUUCUUACAUCCUCAGAUGCUCAACUCGUCAUGCUUUGUUUAGAAGCACUUGAUAAUAUACUGAAGGUGGGAGAAGUUUGCAACACAAGACAUGCUGAAGGUAUUUACCAAUGCCCUCAAACAAAGGUAAACCCACAUGCUCAGCUGAUAGAAGAGGCCGAGGGACUGGAGAAAAUCGAAAGCCUGCAAUCUCAUGAGAACAAUGAAAUCUACGAAACGGCGGUGAAGAUUCUAGAAACAUAUUGGGUUGAAGAAGAAGGAGAAGAAGAAGAAGUAGAAGAGGAAGAUAAAAGAAAACAAGACAUGAUGUAUUUCCCACUUGACAGCUUUGCAAACAUGCCAACACCCUCGGGUACUCUCAGUGAGAUGUACUGUGGACCCUAA